Molecule: messenger RNA, 5306 nt
Organism: Stegastes partitus (bicolor damselfish)
Lineage: Eukaryota; Metazoa; Chordata; Actinopteri; Pomacentridae
Gene: gprc5ba
Product: G protein-coupled receptor, class C, group 5, member Ba
Exons: 4
Coding region: 819-2012 (397 amino acids)
Biological process (GO): G protein-coupled receptor signaling pathway
Cellular component (GO): extracellular exosome; intracellular membrane-bounded organelle; signaling receptor complex
Molecular function (GO): G protein-coupled receptor activity; protein kinase binding; protein kinase activator activity
Source: RefSeq, a predicted model, not a curated record
AGUCCAAAUCGUGCGCACAGUGACAGCGGCUUUAAGACAGGAGGAGGUGUGUGCGCGCCUGAUCGUCACACACAGCGCACACAGUGUGGAUUUAAUAAGGCGUCCACAUGUCAGGGAUCAGGUAAUUUAUCCGAGUAAAACAGUCCGAGAGAGGCAGGACAGAGGGGAUUCGGCGGCGGCUCCGGAGAGCUGUCACUGUCCCCGUGUCUCUGUGUGGGUGCGCACCAGGAUUAUCAUUACGCACGUUAUGCGGAGCGCAGUUCUGAUGCGCUCAGUCGUGAGAGGUGCAGCGGGGAGCUGCGAGUGUCAGUCCGGGCAUCCAGCGGCAUAAUCAGCGCAAUAUCUGGAGAAGGAGAUCCGGCUGUUAUGGGGACACAGUGUCUGCACAUCACAGGAUUUCGACUCACAUCUUCUUUAUUUUGACGAAGGCUCCGUCUUUGUUGCAGAGCGCAAGCCAGAGAUGCGCACCGCUGAACAAAGGAUUUAGGGGCAAACGAUAAAGAAUCUCUUCCACAUUUUAAUCCUCACACCCUCGUUGCGUUACGUCGCCCCUGUUUGGACUCGUGUUCAUGCACAUUGUGCCUCUGAGGACAACGGACACGGGCUGAAUAACCGGGUUCCUCCGGUGUGAAGCCUGGAGCAGAGAAUCAUCUGGGCUCAUCGCACACAGCUCCAUGUGGAUGGAGAGAGAAUACGCAAACACGGCGAGCAGGGCUCAUUCCGAAAUGUGACAUUUUUUAAAAUUCUGCCUCCCAUCAAGCCUGACAGCUGUGCAUCCGUCUUCAUCCUAGAUCACAUUUGUUUACAUCGAUCCAGAGAUGGCGUUCCUCCCAGUCCUCCUCCUGCUGCUGUUGGCUGUUUCUCAUCGUGCUAGCAGUCAAAAUUCGGAUCCCGAGACCCUCCCAAGAGGCUGUGGCUGGGGCCUGGUGCGUCCCUACACCCUCCUCUGUGACCUGGACUCCAUAUGGGGCGUGGCCGUUGAGUCCGUGGCUGCUGGCGGGACUCUGGCCGCCAUCUUGCUGGCCCUGGUGCUGCUGUGCCGUUUACGCCACAUCAGCGAGGCCGAGAAGCGGAGCGGCGUGGGACCCAUCCUCCUGCUGCUCCUCGGCAUCCUCGGCUUGUUCGGCCUGAGCUUUGCUUACCUGAUCGAGCAGGACGAGUCGCUGUGUCUCCUCCGCAGGGCUUUGUGGGGUCUCCUGUUCGCCGUCUGCUUCUCCUGCCUGCUGGUUCAGGGCGUCCGUCUGCGCAGGCUGGGCCGGGAGCGCCGGAGCCCGGGCGGCUGCGCCCUCACGGGCCUGGCGUUGGGUUUGAGCGCCGUGCAGGGCAUCAUCGCUGCCGAGUGGCUGCUUCUGACUGUGCUGAGGGAGGGAAGAGCUGCCUGUCAGUAUCUGCCUCUGGACUUCUCACUAGCCUGUAGCUACGUGCUCGCCCUGCUACUGGCCGCGCUGACUGCCGCCUCCCUGGCCCUCUGCGGGAAGACACGUCAGUGGCGCUGCAACGCCAUCUGGCUGCUGCUGACCUGCCUGUUGUCGCUGCUGCUGUGGGUGGCCUGGGUGGGCUUCUACCUGUACGGCAACGCCUGGCUCGGCAGGUCCCCGGACUGGAACGACCCGGCGCUGGCGAUCGCUUUAGUGGCUCAGGGCUGGCUGCUGCUCAUCUUCCACGCCAUCCCCGAAUCCCACAUCUGCCUGAGGCCCCCGCCGCAACCCACCGCCCCCGAUUACUUCGACACAUCCCAGAACUCGACACGGAUGAGGGAGACGAGCUUCGAUGAAGACAUCCCUCUAUCUCACAGGCAGUUUGUGGAGAACCAGGGCUACGGAUACAACGACGAGAACACUGCAGGUUUGAGGAGCGGUGGCGGCGCCGGGCAACACAACAGCAACACCGGUGCCAGGCCCAGUGCUCCUUUCCGUAGCAACGUCUACCAGCCCACCGAAAUGACCAUGAUCCUGAACGGGGGAGCGGUGCCCUCCGCCCCUCCCACCUACACGGGGAGGCAACUGUGGUGAGCGAGAGGUUUGGAAAGAGGAUGUGUGAUAGAAAAUGAAGAGAAGAAGAGGAUGGAGAGGGUGAGGAGGGAGAGGUCCAGGACAAGGAGCCCGUCCGCUUGGAUUGGACUUAACAGCACGGAUGCCUGCAGGGCCCUUUGACUGUGUGUACAGACUUUAACACUGACUGUGUGCCAAUCAACUACUGUGUGAGUGUGUGUGAGACUGAGAGGACGUAGGGUAUGGAGGACAGAGCUAAAGCUUUUCUAGCACACAAGUCUCAAUAGAAGAGUUUGAAAACUUGAAACGUGACCAGCAAGUAGCAAAACAAAAGAGCUGCUGACUCCGAUCUGAAAAUAUCAACAUGCAGUAUUCGUUCCCUCGGUUUGAUUUGCUCCUCCGACUCCGCAGCUUCGUAAGGCAUCCUCGAAAACUGUGAAAAUCUAUCGCUCUUUCCUGCUCUAUCUCUCUUCCUGUCAGGAAGGAUGUCUUUUCUGCUGCUUCUCACAAUGCUGGCGCUCAAGUGGAAACAUUUGGCUCUGUCCUCCAUCCAUCCACGGCGUAGGUGACGGCAGAGCACGUGGGCGACUGUGCAGCUCGAGCACCGCCCUCCUAGAAACAAGCCAGCCUCUGUGGGUGUGCAUGAGGGAGCGUGUGAAUACCCCACAACUCGCCCACUCCAGCAAACCCUCCCUCUCUCCAGACUGUUACCCCGACAGCUUUUUCCUCCCUCUCCCUCUCCGGCUCCGCAUCUCUCUGUGAAUACAACACAUAACUCCUCUCACCUUGCGUCAUCCUCCCACCUGCAUGGACACUUUGCAAACACAAAACUGUGAAGCCCGAACUGGAAAAGAAGUUCCCAGUGACCGCGGUGACGACGAGAGCAGCGUGGAGCACCUGGGCGGAGGGAAGCUGCUAGUGAACUGCUGCUAGAGGUGCGAUGGAGCGGGGUGGUCUGUGAUUGGACGAGGAGGGCGUCAGUCACCAGCGGGGCGGCGCCGCCUCGUGAAUCUAGGUCAGACUGCUGUGCUCUCCCACAUCUCCGAUGGCCACUGGCGGUUUGAAGCAGCCAGGAGAAACUGUCACUUUAUAUCAGCAGGAAACGGAGCGAGGAAGUGAAAUGGUCUCCCGCUCGUAGUUCCUCUGUCUGUGUUUGUGUGUGCGUACGUGAGUGUUGUGAUUUCAUGAGUGUCGGCGGCGAAAAUUCAAAGUCCAAGUUGCUCUCUGGUGCUAAAUAUUCCUCCACACGACCCUCCAGUGAGGCACAGAAACAACACUUUUAUAGAUACAGUAGUCAAACUGUGAGUGACAGACUAUAUAUGUAUAUAUAUAUAUAUAUAGAGCUGUGGCUCCUGUGUGCAGAGAUUCUAGAGCCUUAGGAGGAUCAGAUUUACAGUGCAAGGUAGAAAGAGGAGGAUCAAACAUGAGAGGAGGAGGAAGGAGAGACGGUCUGAGGGGAGUCUGUGACGGUAAAAUCUUCUUUCUCCAAUCUGUGCGAGAAAAUGGCUGCCUGGUCUGUGUGUGUCUGUGAUGUGGAGGCGGCCGUGUUGCUCUGUGUGGUCGUCUUCUUUAUCUGGCCGAGCGUCUCUCCCUCCUCCUCCCGUCUCUCUGUGGUCGGCUAUAAUUCAAGUCCCAGUGCCAAGAAGGACUCUUGUUUCACUGGAGUCUCCGUUUCACGCCCUUCUCCCUCCAUCGUGACACCAGCUCUCGCUCUCACCCGAGAAGCUGUGUACAUAAUAGUGCUGUAAAGCGUUGCUUGCUUGUUUACUUUUUUCCUUUUUUUUUUUUAACUGUAGGCUGAGUUUAGACACCAGUGACACGCUGGGAAACUGACCACUGCAAACUGAUUCUCUCUCUCUCUCUUUUUUUAAGCUGGUUUGCUUUAUGUUCAUGAAUUUGCUUGUUGUUACAUUAAGCUUUUAUUUUUCUCUUGCUGGUGUCUUUUAUUUUUUAAACUAGCAUUUUGGAAACGUUCUGCCAACACUAGAUAUGCUUUUAUUUUAUUUUUUUGUUUGUUUGAUUAAUGUUGAAGGAAAUCAUGAUGAGGAUUUACGUUGGCUGUACCUCCUAAUCUCAGUCCAGACAGGGGUCCGUUACGGGGAUUCAAACACACUUAUUUUGAAAUUUUCAGAAAAACGACUAUGGCUGUGAAUAAUUUUGGCACUUCAUGCGGUAAACAGUAUUCUGUGAUACUUUGGGGACAGCUAGCAGGGAGGGCAGAACAAACUCACUUCUAGCCCACCAACAGUCAGUCCAGUGACCCCGGAUCUCACAUCAGCCCUCGACUAAGAAAAGAUUAGGGGUCAGCCGUCGACUGCUGCUGUAUGUUUAUGUCUCACACACUGGCUAUUCUAAAAUAGGACUGGUACUUGCAUGCCAGCUUCAUGCCCAAAGACAGCUUGUCCUGCUACGCCAGGCUCUGUUUGGGCCGACGCUGGUCGGAUCCAUGCGAGAUGAAGCGUCCUCAGGGUUUGGGAUGGUCAGCAGUGAAGGGACGACGGGAGGUUUCAGUUCUUGUGAUGUUUUCACUCAAUGUGGAGUACAAAAAAAAAAAAAAAUAACAUGAUGUGACUUCGUAGAUUUUGCACUUGUCGACUACCUAUCUGUGCAUGCUUAUCACCAUUUCUACAUAUAAGACCUUUCUCAGACGUACUUUUGAAUACUAACUCUAUUUAUGUAAAGGUCCUGUGACAGCAAUCAUAAUUUCAGUGUAUAUCAGAUGACACACUUAAUGUCUGUGCUUUCUUAAACACAAAAGAGAGCUGGUUCUUGAGAAGCAAAGAGAUUAAAAUCAGGGGAAAUGGUCCAAAAUAGUUUGAUUCCCCAAAAAGGAAUGAAAUGCCAUCAACACUGGACCUAAAAAUAACUUCCUCUGUUAGUUUGAAGACUUGAGGGAAAGAAAAAAAAAAAAGAGAAAAUCUUCCGACUGAUAUUGUCUCUGUGUUUAAAAUCAAAUAGACUGUGGUGAAAUUUGCACAAAACUUCUAUGUUAAGUUUGUCUUUCCCUGGGUAGCCCAUCUGAACACCCAUCCUCCCUGGGGUUGACAUGUCCUUGCCUGUCCUCUUCUGAUUCGUCUUGCCUUCAGACUGUUCCAGCGGGGCAGCUGACAGGGGCAAUAUUGGUUUUCACAGCUAUGACUGUGCGGUGACGCAGCAUGCCUAUGUAUAGAACUUGAUUCCCCUGAUUAGAAAAAGAAAAAAGAAGAAAAAAAAAACAACAACAACAGUUAACUCUCUUGUUUCUGUAACUGAUUCAGGAAAAAAAAAAAAAAAAAAAAAAGUUCAAUAAAAGUGUCAUGUUUGUAGUUAACUUUU